Messenger RNA from Solanum dulcamara, 3974 nucleotides. RefSeq lists its product as uncharacterized. Bases 79 to 3642 code for a protein of 1187 amino acids. The transcript is spliced from 28 exons. Gene Ontology annotation, cellular component: mitochondrial outer membrane. NCBI's taxonomy places the organism in Eukaryota, Viridiplantae, Streptophyta, Magnoliopsida, Solanales, Solanaceae. Gene Ontology annotation, molecular function: ATP hydrolysis activity; ATP binding; protein binding. The record is from RefSeq and is a predicted model, not a curated record.
AAACAACUCUCUCUCUCUCUCUCUCUCUCUCUCCUUUCUCUCUAUCUCUCUCCAAGUGUUUUUUUGGUCUCCGGAGAAAUGGUUGCGACGAGACGAAGUGGAUCUCUGCCGUCGACUGUUAAGCGGUCGGCCUCCUCCUCCGAUGAUUCUUCCUCUAAGCGUCAAAAAGUAGUAGAUAAUAAUAAUGCGGAGUCUUCGGAGAAACCGAAGUCUCUUCCAUCGACGGAGAAUCCCAAGGAGUUGUCUUCAACUGACCCGCCGGAAUUGGCCGCCGUUACUGUUCCCGACGGUGAUACCGCCGCCGCAAAGGGUGAUGAUGCACCUUCCAUUUCCCUUGUCACACCUAUCGCAGAAGGGGCAACACCUGCUAUAGUUGAUAAGCCAAGGAGCUCCGUGACUUUGAGGAAGCUGAAUCAAGGUUCGGAAACAACAUCGCCUUGGUGUAGGCUUAUAUCGGAGUUUCCACAGAACCCAACUAUACAUGUUUCGGCUACAAAUUUCUUGAUUGGUUCUAGCAAAAAUGCUCAUCUUCCUAUCAAGCAACAAACAGUUAGUGCAACCUUAUGUUCUAUAAGGCUUACACAGCACGAAGGAAACUGGGUUGCUGUGCUUGAGAGCAGGGGCAAAGGAUCUGUGCAAGUUAAUGGAAAGACAGUUAGGAAAACCACUAGUUGCAUUCUCAAUUCAGGCGAUGAGCUUGUUUUUGGUGCUACGGGAAAUCAUGCUUAUAUAUUUGAGCAGCUGCCAUAUGAUCUUGGAGUUAAGUCACCUCCUUCAGAUGUUAGGACCAGUGCAGGUAAAUUGCUGCGCGUUGAGAGAAGAGCAGGAGAUGCAUCAGCUGUAGCAGGUGCUUCCAUUUUGGCAUCACUUUCAAGCCUGCGGCAAGACCCAUCGCGUUUGAAACCUACGUCUCAGGUUAGUGGGAAUGAGGUGCCUUCUUCCCCUGUUAUUCAUGAAGACGAGUUUGAUGGCCUCGAAGUCGAUUCAGCUGCAAAUGUUGGCAGCAGCAGUGCUGCUGAUGCUGGGUUGACUAACAAAAUCCCCCCUCUUGAUGGAAACCUGAAUGCUAGCAGAGAGGCAGGCAACAUACCGGAGGAAAGAGAGUGGACCAGAGAUUCAAUGCCAGCUUCCGCAGCAGGGGUGUCUCUGAGAUGUGCAGUAUUUAAAGAAGAGAUUCAUGCUGCAAUAGUUGAUGGACAACAGCUAGAUGUUUCAUUUGAUAGCUUCCCAUAUUACUUAAGUGAGAACACAAAAAAUGUGCUGAUUGCGGCUUCUUAUAUACACCUGAAGCAUAAAGAACAAGUAAAAUAUACUUCUGAGCUACCCACUAUCAACCCAAGAAUUCUGCUCUCCGGUCCUGCAGGAUCUGAGAUUUAUCAGGAGAUGCUGGCAAAGGCACUUGCUCACUAUUAUGGAGCUAAAUUGCUCAUCUUCGAUAGCCAUUCCUUUUUGGGUGGUCUUUCAGCAAAGGAGGCUGAAUUACUAAAAGAGGGAUGCAGUGGACAUAAGAUGUCUGCUAACUCCAAGCAGAUUCCUGGAGAACCUGACUUGCCUAAAGGCAAUGAGUCAUCAUCUGGUCAAGUAACUAAUGCUAACACUCUGACUGAUCCUUUGGGUUCGGAAGCACAACCAAAGAUGGAGAGUGGCAAUGUACCGUCUUUAGCCGGGACAUCAAAGAAUACCUUGUUCAAGAUAGGUGAUAAAGUGAGGUUCAUUGGUUCUGCUUCUGGUGGUUUAUAUUCAAACUCUACCAGGGGGCCAACUUUUGGGACUCGAGGGAAGAUUGUGUUGCCUUUUGAAGAUAAUGCAUUAUCAAAAAUUGGUGUAAGGUUUGAUAAGCCUAUACCAGACGGGGUUAACUUUGGGGGUCUUUGUGAUGAUGGCCAUGGAUUCUUUUGCAAGGCCAGCGAGCUACGCUUGGAAGCCACAGGUGCCGAUGAUCUGGACAAGUUACUCAUUAGCACAUUGUUUGAGGUGGUAUUUGGCGAGAGCAAAAAUUCCCCCUUCAUUUUAUUUAUGAAAGAUGCUGAGAAAUCUAUGGCAGGGAAUUCAGAAUCUUAUUCAACUUUUAAAAGUCGGCUUGAAAAGCUUCCUGCUAACAUCGUUGUUAUUGGAUCUCACGCACAUACAGAUAACCGCAAAGAAAAGUCACAUCCUGGGGGAUUGCUCUUCACCAAAUUUGGCAGCAAUCAAACUGCUUUGCUCGAUUUGGCUUUCCCGGACAGUUUUGGGAAGUUGCAUGACAGGGGAAAGGAAGUUACCAAGACAACUAAACUUCUGACAAAGCUUUUCCCCAACAAAGUGACCAUUCACAUGCCACAGGAUGAGGCGCUUUUAUCUGAUUGGAAGCAACAGUUGGAUCGAGAUGCUGAUACCCUCAAAAUGAAAGGAAAUUUGAAUAGCUUGCGAACAGUUCUAAAUCGGAAUGGAUUAGACUCUGAUGGACUUGACACACUGUGCAUCAAAGACCAGACUUUUUCUGUUGAAAGUGCAGAGAAGGUGGUUGGAUGGGCCUUGAGCCAUCAUUUGAUGCAGAACCCUGCUGCAGAUCCUGACGUGAGGCUUGUUUUGUCUCCUGUGAGCAUUCAGUAUGGAUUGGAAAUUCUACAAGCUAUGCAAAAUGAAAGCAAGAGCUUGAAGAAGUCACUUAAGGAUAUUGUGACUGAGAAUGAAUUUGAGAAGCGACUUCUGGCAGAUGUUAUUCCCCCCAGUGAUAUUGGAGUAACAUUUGACGAUAUUGGUGCGCUUGAAAAUGUCAAGGAUACAUUAAAAGAGCUGGUCAUGCUUCCUUUACAAAGACCUGAACUUUUCUGCAAGGGUCAACUAACCAAGCCAUGCAAGGGAAUACUUCUAUUUGGACCCCCUGGAACUGGGAAAACCAUGCUCGCGAAAGCAGUUGCCACUGAAGCCGGUGCGAACUUUAUCAAUAUUUCAAUGUCAAGUAUCACUUCAAAGUGGUUUGGUGAGGGUGAGAAAUAUGUGAAAGCUGUCUUCUCCCUUGCUAGUAAAAUUGCUCCGAGUGUCGUUUUUGUUGAUGAAGUUGAUAGCAUGCUGGGACGACGGGAAAAUCCAGGAGAACACGAGGCAAUGCGUAAAAUGAAAAAUGAAUUCAUGGUGAAUUGGGAUGGCUUGCGUACAAAAGAUACUGAGCGAGUGUUGGUACUUGCAGCAACAAACAGACCAUUUGACCUUGAUGAGGCUGUCAUAAGGCGACUGCCGCGUAGGCUGAUGGUCAAUUUACCAGAUGCUCCAAAUAGAGCGAAAAUUCUGAAAGUGAUACUUUCAAAAGAAGACUUGUCUCCAGAUGUUGAUCUGGAUGCAGUUGCAAGUAUGACUGAUGGAUAUUCUGGAAGUGACCUUAAGAAUCUUUGUGUUACAGCGGCAUAUCAACCCAUUAGAGAAAUCCUAGAAAAAGAAAAAAAGGAACAUGCUGCAGCUUUGGCAGAAGGUAAACCUACGCCAACACCAUGCGGCGGUGCUGACAUACGGCCUUUGAACAUGGACGACUUCAAAAAUGCUCAUGAGCGGGUUUGUGCAAGUGUGUCAUCGGAAUCCAUAAAUAUGACUGAGCUUCUUCAGUGGAAUGAACUCUAUGGAGAGGGGGGCUCUAGAAGGAAGAAGUCCUUGAGUUAUUUCAUGUAAAAGUUGUUCAUAUUGUACAUUGGUGUCUUAAGGAAGAAGUUCUCAAGUGUGAUCUCCUCAGGCCCAGUCAGUUGCCGCGCUUUGUGGAUUGCCAUGACACCCUGGAAGUUGUACAAUGAGUAUAGGUGUCUUUAGUUAUACAUGAGUUUUGAGAUGUAAUGAGGAUGGAGUAUCCCUCUAGGAAUAGAUAGUAUCUUCACCUUCAUUUUCUUUACCCUCUUUCUCACAACGAGCAGAAAGAUGUCGAGGUUCUUAUUUUAAUACAGCUGCUACUGUUGCUAUUCAUUGUAUGUCAAGUUGGAAGCAAAUAAUAUUCAAGUCUUGUUGUUAUA